Zingiber officinale is the source of this 1385-nucleotide messenger RNA. Its product is annotated as probable WRKY transcription factor 40. The transcript has 4 exons. The record is from RefSeq and is a predicted model, not a curated record. NCBI's taxonomy places the organism in Eukaryota, Viridiplantae, Streptophyta, Magnoliopsida, Zingiberales, Zingiberaceae. Gene Ontology annotation, molecular function: sequence-specific DNA binding; DNA-binding transcription factor activity. Gene Ontology annotation, biological process: regulation of DNA-templated transcription. Bases 118 to 1017 code for a protein of 299 amino acids.
AUCUGAUUUUUUUCUAGUCUUUUUGGUUUCCUCAUCCAUUCAACAAGAACACUUUCCUCCUUCCCUUCUUAAUUUGCUCGACUUCAUUCAGUUUUGCUAAUUGCCGCUCAAGAAUCUAUGGAUUUCGAUACAGCCAGCCAGAUGCCGCUCGGGCUCCGACUCUCCCUUGAGAGCAAUGAAGCUCCGAGAGAACCGCAAGUUGAUUCUUUUGUGCGAGAAAGCUUCCCCAGAAGAGAUGCCAUGGAAGUAAAGCUGCAUGAGAUCAGUGAAGAGAACAGGAGGUUGGCUGAGAUGGUGACUGACUUGCUUUUGAAUCAUAGAGGAUCCUUUGAUUUCUCGAGCAAUACCAAUCCUAGAGAAAAUGAACAAGCCGUCUUGUGGAAAGGGAAGAGGAUCGUCUUCUGCAAAGAUCCUAGCAGUGAGACAUUCAAUGAGCUUAGUGGACAGUUCAAGAGCAAUCCAUCAGAUGAAAAUCCAUGCAAAAGAUUGAGAGUGGACACCAUGGCCAAGAGCUCCAGGAUCUGUGUUCGGAGCAACCCUACUGAUUCAAGCAUGGUGGUAAAGGAUGGAUACCAUUGGAGGAAAUAUGGACAGAAGGUGACUAGAGACAAUCCAUUCCCCAGAGCUUACUUCAGAUGCUCCUUUGCCCCUUCAUGUCCUGUUAAGAAGAGGGUGCAACCAAGUGCAGAAGACAGAUCAAUCUUGGUGGCGACAUAUGAAGGUGAACACAAUCACCAACCCCCUUCAAGGGAUGAUGAACUCUGCAGUAGUCCAAGUACCCAACCAUCUCCCACUGGAUCCAAAUCUUCUGCUACCCAAACGAUUGAUCUUAACGCCAGUCAACAAGACAUGGAAGCUGAUAAGAUUGAUUUGGUUUUGAGAGAAAUGCUUGAAUUGCCAAACCUGCAGAGGUUGCUAGCUGAGCAGACUGCCGCGUCAUUGGCAAAAGAUCCAGACUUCACUGCUGCAAUUGCCCUUGCAAUAUCUGAGAAAAUGUUUCAACAGCCACCAACUUAAAUAGUAAUAGGAAUCUGGAUGAACACAACUUCUCUGGCUACUUGUUGUCUAGAUACAGGUGUAUCAUAUACUUAUAUGCUAAUAAUCCUCAAUAUGCCAAAACAUCAAUCGUUCAAUGCCAAACUGCUUUUAUAAACUCUCCUUGUUUUGUCUAUUUUCUUCAACAGUGGAAGCAACUGCUGAGCUAUUUGAAUCUUCCAUUGCUGGUCCCGGACGGCCAUAUGUUGUUCUAGCACCUGCAAAUUACUUGUCGAGAUGUAAUCACUUGAUAGUGCAAUUCAUACAGUUUUACAAAGAUAAGACUAAGAGCAUUUUCAAAUAUCCUGUAAUAUGAAAAAAACUAUAAAACCAGAGGAUUCUCCUAUUCU